GCGACUGGUGCAUUGUUUUCUGCUCCUGUUUCAUAAAGCCCUGGGCCCUGCGGUUUGAAGGGAAGACAACGGGAUAUGAAUUACCCAAAUACACAGACACUCAGCUUCGUGUUUACUGAAUGGAGGGAGUGGACGUUCGGUUCCUGAACCUCGGCGCUGAAGACGGCCAGGCCUCACGCACAGGGUAAAGCCGUGCUUCUCGGUUGGAAAAACUAAAAAAGCUCUCUGGACGGCGGGGCCAGAGCUGAUGGCAGACAAUGUCAGCCACUAACAACAUAGCCCAGGCCCGGAAGCUGGUGGAACAGCUCCGCAUCGAAGCCGGGAUCGAGCGCAUCAAGGUCUCUAAAGCCUCGUCGGAACUCAUGAGUUACUGCGAGCAGCACGCCCGGAACGACCCCCUGCUGGUCGGCGUCCCUGCCUCCGAGAACCCCUUUAAGGACAAGAAACCGUGUAUUAUUCUAUAGCUCUGCCUUCCUGUGUGUCCCCCCCACCUCUGUCUCCCCCUCGGUCAGGGCAUCAUUCAGUACGUAGCCAAGCAAAGCGUUCCCUGUCCCCAAAACUUUUAAUUCCAAAAGAAAUGCAGAACGUCGCCACCGCCCAGAUGGGGUAAAACGUGCCCUCUGGGUUUGGACGGAUUUUCAGACCCAACAACGCAGCCCUCUCACGGGCCGGCCGGAAGGGGGGCGGUGACUUCACACCACUUCCUGUUAGGAAUAAGUGAGAUGCCUAGGCCACGGGGGUAACAAUUUUUUAAGACUCUCCAUUGCCACUUGAGCUGUGGUCCAGCGCCGAGCGGGGCCGGGAAGGGACAGAGGUGGGGGAAUUUGCUGCUGGCCCGGGCGACCUGGCCGGUGACCGUUGUCCACUUGUGACGACUUCUGCCAGGUCGAUGCUGCCAUGCUUCUCUUUUCUUAAGCAGAGUAAAAUUGGGUGGGGGGCAGGGGAGGGACAUAAUGAACUUUUGGGGGAAGAUUUCUCCUUUUCUUUUAAAAAAUUGUGAUUCCACACUGCUAAAAUCGGAUUUUGAUGGCUGAAGCUGUCGCUAAAGUGUACCAUGUAGUAAUGCACAGGUGGGUUUUCGGGGCUGGGAGGGGGGCAGGGCCGGGAGGGGGGCUUUAUCUGUGAAACGCACCCUGUGUCGCCAAGUGUCACCCCACUGUGUGGCCUCUUUAUUGGAUAUGUCCCUCCACAGCCACACCGUGGGCCCCGCCCUUGGCUGGGGACCCGUGCUUUACAGAAGCGGGUUUUCAGCAGCCCGCCCGGGCCCCCGGGAUGGCCAGGCGUGUUUCGUUUUGUUUUAAGCACGAGAGGGUGAUGGGGGCAGUCAGAAGCUGCCAUUCUCUGCGGCUCUUCCCGGUGUUUUGUUUUGUUGUUUCCACUUGCACAUCGCUGUGGGCAGUUUGCAAACAGAAGUGCGGCCUGGGGAGGCCCGGUGCCUGGGCGGCUGUAAAAAGGCGUUAAGUUAUCUGGAAGCAGCCUCGAGGGCCUCACACUUGCCUUCUGAGUGGAGUUCUGCACCCUCCCAGCCGCCUUGCAAAGUUAGGAUGUCGCAGGGUUGAAGGAUGGGGCGGGGGAGCCUGUUUUAAUUCCUUCUCCUCUGUUAGACGUGGAGCAGCCCCCUCCCUCGCCUGCAGCCUCCGGGACCCCACGCAGCCCUGAACUCUGACAUCCCCACCUGCCUUGUCACUCGCCACGAGCCGGGCCCGGAGGCAAACAGUGGCAGGAAGGUGGCCCAGCUCUGCCGAUGGAAGGCAGGGACUGAGGGCCCAGGUCUUCGCCUCACGGGGCCAGAGCCUCGUGCCCCCCUCCCAGCGCUUCCCACGCCGAGCGCCCGGGGCAGUGCCAAGGCUCAGAUCUUGCCAAAGCUGAGAAGGUUCGGUGGGGUGCCCCUCCGUCCCCGCCUGGCCGGCUCCCUCAAGUGCAGACUGCAGGCCGAUCCGCCCCGCACCCAGCUCUCUCCGGCUGGUCCGGGAGCACAGGGGCUUGGGGGGCCCAGCCCCUCCAAAGCUGCGGUUGGAUGGAGAACCCUGUAAAGGGUCCUCGAUGCUGCAGCUGCCUGUCGCUGGGCAGGGAGCCAGCCGGCCUGGGGGUGCCUCUCCCCAUCCACUGCAGAACAGCAGGAUGGAACAAGAGGCUGUUCUAGAAGCCCAGGGGGAGCCAGGGCACGGUGCGGAUUCACCCCGAGACGUCAGAGGGGACAGGUGGCAGAGCGGGGCUCAGGGAGGCCACAUCUGCCCGCGAGGGCGACCCCUCCCGCCCGGCCCUUCCCACCAGCCGUCUGGCGACUGGUGGCCAGCGCACCCCCUUUGCUCCGAGAAAGAAGCCUUAAUCCCUUGAGCCGUCCUUGGGCACCCACCCUUCCUCCUGUGUCCCCCGCCGUCCCCGUCCUCUGGCCGCCAGGCCCCAGAGAGGACAAGAGGUCCUGAUCUCAGCAUCAGGAACACGCCAGGGGCCCAGACGCCCCCCCAACCCCCAGCCCUGCCAGCUGUGCCAUGCCCCACCGUGUGUCCCCACCCGAGCGCCCCCGGAGAAGCCAGCGGGAAGCCAAGCCAGGAACCCCGCCGGGGGAGGUGGGGUGAUCGCCCACUCUGGGCUCAGCCAGCCAACGUCCUCCCGCCCCCCAGCCCUGAGGCAAACUCAGACCCGGGCGGGGAGAGGCUCCCCAGUCAGACACCCCCGAGACUGAGCCUUCUGGGGAAACUGAGGCCCAGAGGGAACGAGGACAGGCUGUCCGCCCGCCCCACUGCCGCUCCUUCUCAGCUGCCUCCCCAGGUGCCCACUGCCCCGUCCCCUGAGCCUGGCAAGCAGGUGCCCACAGCCUUGGACCCAGGGUGGCAGCGAUGGGCAGAAGCCUCACCGUGGGUUUCCUUCUAGCUGAGAAGAACCCUCCUUUUCCCUCCCCCCUUUAGAGUAAAUCUCGUGUCCGUAGUGUAGACCAGCAUCAGCGGAGACGGCUCCUGCCGUCUUGGGCAAGUGGCCGGCAUGACAACGUGGUCUUCGGGACUGUUAUGUGCCCCGCGAGGCAGGGGGCUGGCGGUGGUGGCAGCAUGGACCUGGGCGAAACCAGCAUCUCCCAACCAUGUCAUGGGGGGAAGUUAAGGAUACACACGCACCCCCAAAAAAGGGCAGGAGUGGGAAACACAGAGCCCCCCCCUUUCUUCUGCAGCCAAGUUCAGUGUUUCCAGGGGGCCCAGCUGAGCCCUUGGCCAUGGGGGCACCUCCCCUCCCCUCCCCCAUCCUCCCCCAAAGGUGAC
Molecule: messenger RNA, 3254 nt
Organism: Diceros bicornis minor
Lineage: Eukaryota; Metazoa; Chordata; Mammalia; Perissodactyla; Rhinocerotidae
Gene: GNG7
Product: G protein subunit gamma 7
Exons: 5
Coding region: 258-464 (68 amino acids)
Biological process (GO): G protein-coupled receptor signaling pathway
Cellular component (GO): heterotrimeric G-protein complex
Molecular function (GO): G-protein beta-subunit binding
Source: RefSeq, a predicted model, not a curated record